AUGCCCCAAGUCGCAUUACAUUUAGAGAAACUGAUAAACUUACAAGAAGAUCAUAAUCAUAACAAUGUUCCCUCCAUGCAAUCAUCAAAACUCGCGAAAAGGUGGAAGGAGUACCAUGGCAUGAACAAUUGGGACGGUUUACUAGACCCGUUAGACGAUAAUUUACGUGCUGAAAUCCUACGGUACGGUCAUUUCGUGGAAACUGCCUACAAAUCAUUCGAGUUUGAUCCUUCUUCCCCCAACUAUGCGAACUCUAGGUUCCAUAAAAAAAAUCUUUUUGAAAGGUGUGGUUUACCUAACACGGGAUACAAGGUGACCAAGUACCUCCGUGCAACCUCAGGAAUUCAGUUACCUAGUUGGGUUGACAAAGCACCAACAUGGGUUGGAAAACAAUCGAGCUAUAUUGGAUAUAUAGCGGUGUGUCACAACAAGGAAGUGAUCAAAAGGCUUGGUCGACGCGAUAUUGUGGUGGCAUAUAGAGGAACCACUACAUGCUUGGAAUGGUUAGAGAAUUUCCGUGCCACUCUUACCAAUCUCCCUAUCUCAGGCCACACUAAAAGAUGUUUUGAAAAAAGUGGGGCCAUGGUAGAAAGCGGAUUCUUGAGUUUGUAUAAUUCAUCGUUUCCUGCAAAAUCACCGUCUCUGCAAGAAAUGGUGAGACGCGAGAUAUCAAGAAUUCUCCAAACCUACCGCGGAGAGCAUAUGAGUUUGACUGUCACCGGUCAUAGUCUGGGGGCAGCAUUGGCCACUCUCACGGCGUAUGACAUCAAGGCCGCCCUUCCAGGCCUGCCGGUGACUGUAAUCUCUUUUGGUGGGCCCCGCGUAGGGGAUAGGAGGUUCCGACGACAACUUGAGAGGCAAGGGACCAAGGUUUUGCGGAUAGUUAACUCUGAGGAUGUGAUCACCAAGGUUCCGGGGUUUGUGUUCGAUGAUGAGGUGGCGAGUGGUGGAAAGGUCCAUGUGGCUGGGUUUCCGAGGUGGGUACAAAAGAGGGUGGAGGAGGCACAAUGGGUGUACGCGGAGGUUGGGAGGGAACUGCGGUUAUGUAGCAGGAAUUCUCCUUACUUGGGAAACACGAACGUUGCAACAUGUCACGAGCUCAACACCUAUUUGCACCUUGUUGAUGGCUUUAUCAGCUCCACUUGUCCCUUUAGAGCCUCCGCAAAGAGGUUUCUCCGACGUUGA
Messenger RNA from Sphenostylis stenocarpa, 1185 nucleotides. The record is from the annotation of a GenBank genome assembly. Lineage: Eukaryota; Viridiplantae; Streptophyta; Magnoliopsida; Fabales; Fabaceae.